Molecule: messenger RNA, 522 nt
Organism: Striga hermonthica
Lineage: Eukaryota; Viridiplantae; Streptophyta; Magnoliopsida; Lamiales; Orobanchaceae
Source: the annotation of a GenBank genome assembly
AUGCGCAUGGCCGAGACGCUGCUUCGCAUCCUCCCCAUCGCACUCUGUGUGGCGGCGCUCGUCAUCAUGCUCAAGGACUCCGAGACUAACGACUACGGAUCCUUGUCUUAUUCUGAUAUCGGAGCAUUCAGAUAUUUGGUUCAUGCAAGCGGAGUUUGUGCCGGUUACUCCUUACUUUCGGCGGUAGUGGCUGCCGUGCCCCGGCCUUCCUCCAUGUCACGGGCUUGGGCGUUCUUUCUCCUUGACCAGCUUCUCACUUAUGUUAUACUAGCAGCUGGGGCCAUAUCAACUGAGGUCGUGUACCUUGCGUACAAAGGCGACACCUCCAUAACAUGGAGCCAAACUUGCGGCUCAUUUGGGGGUUUCUGUCGCAAGGCCACGGCCUCGAUAGCCAUCACGUUUGUCGUGACUCUUUGCUAUGCUGGGCUUUCACUCAUCUCGUCUUACAGGCUAUUCAGCAAAUACGACGCCCCGGUGGCCUACACCAACAAAGGGAUUGAGGUUGCAACUUUCCAGGCCUAA